AUAGCACAGUUUCAUUUCCUUGGGGUGAAACCGGUCCAUCUGUCCGGCCUCCGGUUGGUGAAGCCGAAACCCGGUGUGUAAAGGUCAGGAACCGCCGAACCCUCCAGGACCCGGACCCGGACAAGAACCGCUACGGAACCAGGAGGAACCUUUGAACGGAGGGACCGGUUUUCCCACGGACCACUGUGACACCGGGACCGUAAAUACACCGUCGUAUCUUCAGUCAGGAGGAACCGAUGAGGACUUAACGGACCCGGUUCUUCAUCCACUUCAAUGAAACACCGGCUGUCCUCCUUCACUCAGCAGGUGUUCGGUUCGCAGGUUCCGGUGUCAGACAGAGACUAGAGGCGGGGAUGGGUUCGUGUCGGCGGGCGGAACUCAGCGGGCUGCUGUGUUCCGUGUCCCUGCUGUGUGUCCUCCUGGACCUCCAGCUGGACGGUGUCCUGGGGGCGACUCAUGUGGAGAUCGAGCACCACUUGGAGAUGGGCCGUAAGCUGCUGGCGGCGGGUCAGCUGGCCGAGGCGCUGUCCCACUACCACUCUGCAGUGGAGGGAGACUCCAAGAACUACCUGACCUACUACAAGAGGGCAGCGGUGUUCCUGGCCAUGGGCAAGUCCAAGUCGGCCCUCCCAGACCUGACCCGGGCCAUCCAGCUCAAACCGGACUUCCUGGCCGCCCGGUUGCAAAGAGGGAAUAUCCUCAUGAAACAGGGCAACACCCAGGAGGCCAGGGAGGACUUCGAAGCAGUGCUGCAGCGUUCGCCCGACCACGAGGAGGCGCAGGAGCAGCUGCUGAAGGCCAACGAGCUGGAGGAGCUGCAGGAGGAGGCCCACGCCGCCUACCACCAAGGAGACUACAGCGCCACCAUCAGCGUGUUGGAGAGGGUCAUAGAGAUUUCUCCGUGGGAUCCCGAGUCGCGGGAGCUUCGAGCCGACUGUUACAUCCGAAUGGGAGAUCCGCAGAAGGCCAUCCAGGACCUGACGCCGACCACGAGGCUACGCAACGACAACCGCGCCGCCUUCCUCAAACUGAGCAUGCUCCACUACAGCCUCGGAGAACACCACGAAUCACUAAACCACAUCAGGGAGUGUCUGAAACUGGACCAGGACGAUAAGGAGUGUUUCAGCCACUACAAACAGGUGAAGAAGCUGAGCAAACAGCUGGACGUGGCUGAGGAGCUGAUCCAGGAGGACAGGUAUCAGGAGGCCAUCGAUAAAUAUGAGUCGGUGAUGAAGACGGAGCCCAGUGUCCAGUUUUACACCAACUUGGCCAAAGAGAGGAUCUGCUUCUGCCUCGUCAAGGUGAAACUGGCUCUGGAGGCCAUAGACGUGUGUUCAGAAGCCCACCAGAGAGACCCCCGCAACGCCAACGUCCUCCGAGAUCGAGCAGAGGCUUAUAUACUCAACCAAGAAUACGAGAAAGCGGUUCAAGACUAUCAAGAGGCGAGAGAGUUCGACGGCGACAGCAACGAUAUUCGGGAAGGACUGGAAAGAGCUCAGAAACUACUGAAAAUCUCCCGUAAGAGGGAUUACUAUAAGAUCCUCGGUGUCAACAGAAACGCCAAUAAGCAGGAGAUCAUCAAAGCGUACAGGAAGUUGGCGCAGCAGUGGCAUCCUGAUAACUUCCAAUCAGAAGCUGAGAAAAAGGAAGCAGAGAAGAAAUUUAUUGACAUCGCAUCAGCUAAAGAGGUUCUCACAGACCCAGAAAUGAGGCAGAAGUUUGACGCUGGCGAGGAUCCUCUGGACCCGGAGAACCAGCAGGGGGGUGGCGGCGGCGGACACGGGGGGCACGGGUGGCCCUUCCACUUCAACCCCUUCGAGUCUGGAAGCUUCCACUUUAAGUUCCAGUACAACUAGACAAGAACACGAGGAAGACGAGGAAGACGAGGGGGAAGAGGAGGACUGUCCGGACGUUUGGAAGGACAAGUGUUGGAAUCUUUUGCAGACCUUGUGCUUCAGCGUGGACACCGUUUGUGGUUUUUGAACCUUUUUAAUGCGAUCUCUGCAACUUCCUACCAAUAAACCCGAAGACCGGACGUGGUUCUGGUCCGUAGUUUGACUGAGGUUGAACAGACUCCAGUCCUGCUUCGGUUCCGUGGAUGUGGGACUGGUUCUGUUUGGGCUUUUUCUGCUCUUAUUACUCAUCUGUUUCUUUGUGCCAUUCUUUCAGCUUUCAUGGAGGGACUCUGGGUCCCCGGCGUCGGACGAUGCUUUUUCAGGCCAAGUCGGUUUCUGCUCGCAGUAUUCUUUAAAGUCAAAGAAUAAACCGUAAAUGCAAUAUGUUUACUGAUCUUCAUAUAUUUUGACCGUGUCAAACGUUCCCUGUAGCGGAGAUCCAACCUUUUUUUCUAUAUGAAGACAUUUUGUGAAGUUCUUCUGGACGUAGGUGAGACUCAAACCCGAAACCAGAUGGAUCUUAAAUCAGCGCCGCCUCCCAUUGUUUUGCUUUAAAUGUUCAUUUUUUUUAUGGCUGUGUAACGGUUCAAUGUGGAAGAUUUACGUUUGUGUUGGAUUUUGUUUUACGCUGAAGUCGGUUGUUUGUCGACGUUAGCUAACUCUAAGCUAACAACUGUUACAGUUUCCUUCAUCCACAGUAAGACACAAAACCUUUAAAUGUUACAAAUACAAGCUCUGACAGUAGCUAAAGGUUCAAUAAGUAAGAUCUAAUCGAGUUCAUACAGAAUAUUUGUUUUGGAAUCUGGUUUAUGCUAACACUCACUGGUAGCUAAUGGCUAACUCCAUCUCAGAGCUAGAAGAGCAGAAGAUAGUGGAGAAUUUGGGCCGAACAUAAGGAUUUUUGUACAAAAAACCCCAACCAUAAACAAACUUAAUCUAGAAUUAAAAUUUUUUAGCCUAUUUCCACAUAAUCUUAUAUUAUUAAAGAAGUUUAAUUCAUGUUAAUGUUAAAGCUACAGGAGUUAUAACCGGAAAAAAAACUACUUCUGCAGGUCGGUCCAGUCAUCAAAGACUAGAUGUAAAUCUAGAUAUCCUGAAUAAUGAUCAGUUUUUCCAACAGUCAGUAUCAUUUCUAUUUAUGUAAUUUAUUUAUUUGUUUAUUUGGUUGGUAGUGCACGUUAAUGCACAUCUGUAUUGAGUCAACAGCAGAUUUAAGUAGAUCGGAUUUAAGCUAAAAUGUUCAUUUGUGUCUGUAGUCCCUCAAUGGACAACAAAAAAAUCCAUCAUAAUUAAAAUAAAUAUGACAAUAACAGUACAACACUUAUAAAAUUCUGACUCUAAAAACACCUGAAAUUGACCAAAAUAUUGCUUUCAGUUUGUCAAAAAAUGAAAAAAGAACGACUGCAGCUUAAAUGUGACAAAAUCAGUGCAUUUAGAUGGAGUUAACAGACUCAAAUAACGCCACAACUACAAUUAUCAGAACAUAUGGUUCAAUUACGGCUGCCGACUCCUCUGUGGGCCGUGAUCCAGAGUUUGGAAACAGAUAAGAUGAAGGAAACGGGUUUAAGUUUGUCUUCUAGAUGAGUUUGUUAACGUCGACACAUGAAUCUGACACACUGAACCUUUCAUUGGAUCAAUGUGUGAAUUCUGCUUUUGAGUUGCAGUAUUUAAUAUUUCCAACUGACUUUUUAUCCAGCAAACAUGGAUGUAACUGAAAAACCAGUGGAUAUUUAUGGGGGAAUGUUUCAGCUGAUACUGGUCGGGUUAUUUUCUGUCAUUUCGAGGCAUGACUUUAAAACGUGCACUUUUGUCCAUUUUCUCGCUCCUGUGCAGACACUCCAGGUUCUCCACUCCUGAAACGUCUGGAGGUCAAAGUUCAAUGUUACUGAUACAGUUCAUGAGCUCCAGACGCUCUGUGUAUUUAGAUAUUAACCCUCCGGUAUCCGGGUGAGCGUAUUAUGCACACUUUGCACUUCAUGUUAUAAAACAUGAUAUUAUUUUUCACAAUUUGUAUUUUGUCAGAAUUCAAAAGUUGUUCAUUUUUGCUUGAUUUUUAAAAUUCUGACCCAGACACUCAAAUUAGCAGAUUAUAAACAAACCUUCCCCAAAGUGAGUAAAAAAAAUGCACAUUUUAGCAUUUAAUAUUUGACCUAGCACAAAAAAAUAAAAAUGCAUAUUAACCAAUGUUGCUAUUAAUCAUUGAUAUAUGACUGGAUGGGGAAAAAAAACAAAAAAACAAAUCAAAUUUUAAUGUAGCAUAUUGAUAUUUUGUUUUUUGCAUAAAAAAAUACGGUUUACAUUACAAAUAUGGCAUUUAAAAUGUUUAAAAAAUAUGACAGUUAUUGAGAAUUUGGUAUUUUUGUUCAUGGCUCAAGUUGAUGAAAUACAAAAACAAUGUAAAAACUUAAAAACUGUAUAAAAAAAAAACUAAUCUAAAUUUUUUACAUGACCUCAACACUGUGCAUAUUAUGCGCUUUAGGUGGUUGAAGGACCUCUAUGUGUCGAUACCAGAGGGUUAAUGAUCUAAUGAAGAGUCAAAUGAAACCAAAGUGCAACAUUAAUUGCGUCUCCAGUUUUACGACUCUCAUUGGGACUUUUUGCGAAGAAUGUUGUAACUUUGACUCUUGUUCCUGUGAACCCAGGUCUUCAGUCGACUCACGGGUUUGGUUUCGGAGGCUUUUACGCCGUUCGUGGCAUCGAUUGUUCUGUUGCCGACCGAACCAGUCGACUAAAAUGGAUUAAACUGUUGAAGCAAC
Messenger RNA from Sphaeramia orbicularis (orbiculate cardinalfish), 4651 nucleotides. Its product is annotated as dnaJ homolog subfamily C member 3-like. Lineage: Eukaryota; Metazoa; Chordata; Actinopteri; Kurtiformes; Apogonidae. The transcript is spliced from 12 exons. The record is from RefSeq and is a predicted model, not a curated record. Bases 354 to 1856 code for a protein of 500 amino acids. Gene Ontology annotation, cellular component: endoplasmic reticulum. Gene Ontology annotation, biological process: protein folding in endoplasmic reticulum. Gene Ontology annotation, molecular function: misfolded protein binding; protein-folding chaperone binding.